Cottoperca gobio is the source of this 948-nucleotide messenger RNA. Its product is annotated as olfactory receptor 146-like. The record is from RefSeq and is a predicted model, not a curated record. Gene Ontology annotation, cellular component: membrane. Gene Ontology annotation, molecular function: olfactory receptor activity; odorant binding; G protein-coupled receptor activity. Gene Ontology annotation, biological process: detection of chemical stimulus involved in sensory perception of smell; G protein-coupled receptor signaling pathway. Lineage: Eukaryota; Metazoa; Chordata; Actinopteri; Perciformes; Bovichtidae. Bases 4 to 948 code for a protein of 314 amino acids. The transcript has a single exon.
UUGAUGGAAAACUACACCUACAACAGCUACACCCUCCAGGUGGAGGGGUUAAAUGUUUCAAAAGAGUCUAUGUACCCUGUCUUUCUGUUUUUCUUUUUCUCCUACGUGUUUAUAAUGGUCGCAAAUGUGAGUAUCGCUGUUCUGGUUCUAAUUGACAAAAACCUGCACGAGCCCAUGUAUCUCCUUUUUUGCAGUUUGUCCUUUAAUGACAUCCUUGGAAAUUCUAUCUUGGUGCCCCGUUUGCUUAUAGACAUGUUGAGGCCUCCCUCUGAACGCCUCAUCAGUUAUUAUGAAUGUGUGGUCCAAGCUUUCACAACACAGAUGUUUGGUACAACUGCUCACACUGUACUCAUGAUUAUGGCCUUUGACAGAUAUGUGGCCAUCUGUAAUCCCCUGCGCUAUGCUGUCAUAAUGAGCAGCAAAAUGGUGGUGAAGCUGACAGUUUCUGCCUGGGGGGUGGCCUUUGUUUUGGUCGGGAUUCUGCUCGGUCUGACCAUACGGCUGAACCGAUGUAGGACUCUGAUCAAAAAUCCAUACUGUGAUAAUGCCUCACUGUUUAAACUCUCCUGUGAGAGUGUGUUUAUUAAUAAUGUCUAUGGCCUCACCUUCACUGUAGUCCUGUUCACAGGUUCUAUUGGCAGCAUGGUUAUCACCUAUACUAAGAUUACAGUCGUCUGUCUCACCAGUAAUAACAAAUCUUUAAACAGUAAAGCCUUGAAGACCUGCAGCACUCAUCUGCUUGUGUUUCUGAUUAUGGUGUUUAGUGGAAUGUCUAUCAUUGCGCUGCAUCGCUUCCCUCAGUACUCAGACUACAGAAAAUUUGUUGUUAUUUUGUUUCAUAUCGUCCCUGGCUGCCUCAACCCCAUUAUUUAUGGGGUUCAGUCUAAAGAGAUACGAAAAAUGUUGUCCAAGUUAUUUGAGUCCAAGAAGGUUUUGCCAUCACGGUAA